GGACGCCGGGGAGCUUGUCCCGGGGCCCUGCCUCGGUUGAGAGGAUGGCCUCAGCAUGUGCUGGAACGGAGAAGCCUGGAGAACACAAUGACCUCGUCCAGCUUCGCAACCCAAACAUAGCGACAAUGAAGGAAGACGUCCUGUACCACUUCAGCCUGAGCACCAGCACGCACGACUUCCCGGCGAUGUUCGGAGACGUGAAGUUCGUAUGUGUUGGGGGAAGCCCUUCCCGGAUGAAAGCUUUCAUCAAAUACGUGGCGGGGGAGCUGGGCCUGGACCACCCAGGGGCAGACUACCCCAACAUCUGCGUGGGGACUGACCGCUACGCCAUGUUCAAAGUCGGACCGGUGCUGUCGGUCAGCCACGGGAUGGGCAUCCCCUCCAUCGCCAUCAUGCUGCACGAGCUCAUCAAGCUGCUGUACCACGCGCGGUGCUCCGGCGUCACCGCCAUCCGCAUCGGGACCUCGGGCGGGAUAGGUCUGGAGCCUGGCUCUGUGGUCAUCACCCGGCAGGCAGUGGACGCCUGCUUCAAGCCGGAGUUCGAGCAGAUGGUCCUCGGGAAGCGGGUGGUGCGGAGCACGGACCUGGACGAGCGGCUGGUGUGGGAGCUGGUGCAGUGCUCAGCGGACCUGGGCGAGUUCCCCACGGUGGUGGGAAACACCAUGUGCACGCUGGACUUCUACGAAGGGCAAGCCCGGCUGGACGGCGCCCUCUGCUCCUACACCGAGAAGGACAAGCAGACGUACCUGCAGGCGGCCUACGCGGCCGGCAUCCGCAACAUCGAGAUGGAGGCCUCGGUCUUCGCCUCCAUGUGCAACGCCUGUGGCCUCCGAGCGGCCGUGGUGUGCGUCACGCUCCUCAACCGCCUGGAAGGCGACCAGAUCAGCAGCCCCCACCGACGUGCUGCCGGACGUACCACGCAGCGGCCCCCGACCGCGGCGUGGUGGGGCCGACCUUCUAUCAAGAAGACACCCUCCGCGGCGGGCCCGGACGGGCCCCGACGGUCCUCUGGGCACCCCGAAUUUGAGGCUGCCCAGGAGGGAGCAGCCUGGUGGGCGGAGGUCCUGCUGGAGCCCCCCGGAGGCCGGCAGGUCCUGGAAUGUGUGUGUCCGCUGGCCCGCCUGCAGGAGCUGUUCCCAGGCCGAGAUCCCUGGGCCCCCAGAUUCCCGAGCGCCCCAGACUCCAGGGCUGAGGCUGGCCCCCCACCGGGGUGGGCAGGUCUCCGCACCGCCUGCCAGCAUCGUCCAGCUCCCCCUGAGGCCUUGCUGGGGUUCAGCCGCGUGACAACACCGCGUCACCUCUCCCGAGGCUGCGCCCUGGGGACCCCGGGUGGGCCGUCCGCUCCCCACACCGGGACCCCGACGGCGGCCCAGCCCCUGGCUGUGCACACGUGUGUGGCUGCGUGCGCACAGAGUGGUGACCUGGCAGCUGCCGCAGCCGUGCAGGUCCAGGCUCACAGCUUCCCGGCCACACCCCCUGCUCGGGCUGUCGUGGGCCUGGCCACAGAGGAGAGGUGGCUGCCCUUGACUGAACUUCCCCAGCAGGGUUUCCGGGUCCGAGGUGAGGACGCCUGCGCUGGGGGCAGGAACCUGGACACCGGCUACAUCCGCCGGCAGCGCCACCACCGGCUGACCGUCGCCUAA
Messenger RNA from Vicugna pacos (alpaca), 1643 nucleotides. NCBI's taxonomy places the organism in Eukaryota, Metazoa, Chordata, Mammalia, Artiodactyla, Camelidae. The record is from RefSeq and is a predicted model, not a curated record.